GAAACAGAAAAGAGAGGAUCGAACUGCUGAAAGGACAAAAGCAGCUUUCUAAUUUCAAGACUUUUCGAUCGUAACGAUGGCUUUCAGGAAGCCUCAUCAGACAGCAGACAUUACUUGUAUCAAAGAGAUGACCAACGGUGCCGGUAAGGAGAUACUGCCAAAAGGACUCAACAUUAUCUGGGGAAAUGAUCUUCGCUAUUGGAAAAUAACCGAACAAAGUGCAGAGUUGCUACAAGUUUCAUGGCUAGAAGUAUCUGGUAAAGUAAAGGUAGAUAAAGGAAAUAGUUAUUUAGUGAAAUUUGAUGUUACAGUUAAGGAAAACGGAUUCGGUUGGGACAACACCGAUGUACUGGUGAUGGCAAAAAUUGGGAAGAAAGGACCAUACAAAUUUAAGGCAGUAAACUUAAAAUGUGGUACGUCUGGCGUAAUCAUUCCACCAAAUGAUAAUCAACUUAAAAUUGAAGUAGAUCAACAUGAAAAGGAUCUCGAACUUCAUUUUGGAUUGUAUGAAGUUUGGAGUGGAAAAUGGAAGGGAGGCUUGAUAAUCAACAAAGCAGAGGUUGUUAAAGUUGGUAAAAUUUAAUUAUUAUAUUCCAUCAUAUAUUUUAAACUCGACGUUGAACUGUGAUACUGUUCUUGUUCAAUGUUUAUUAAGAAUAACAGCUAGCAUAUGCUCCUCUGAACAUAUGCUACGAUUCUCGACAUUUCUAUCAUAAUAUUUGUAAUAAAUUAAAGGCUUGUUUUUUAUUUUUACUACUGUUGAACCAUGUGAUGCAGAUGUAAAAUUAUCUAUUUACAAUAUUUUA
This is a messenger RNA of Cicer arietinum (chickpea), 806 nucleotides long. RefSeq names its product protein PHLOEM PROTEIN 2-LIKE A9-like. The record is from RefSeq and is marked provisional. Lineage: Eukaryota; Viridiplantae; Streptophyta; Magnoliopsida; Fabales; Fabaceae.